CGGGGCUGGCGAGCGGAGUCGAGGCGGCGCUGGACUUGGCGCUGUUGCUGGUGGAGGCGACAUGCAGGCCGACGCGAGGCUGGAGCGCGGCAGCCGGGUCCUGACGCCGCAGUCGGCGCCGAGCUUGGAGCCGGACCCGGAGCUGGGCCCGGACCCGGAGGAGGACGCGCGGGCCCGGGCCAAGUUCGCGGCGCUGCACGGCCCGGCGCUGCGCGCGUCGGGGGUCCCCGAGCGGUACUGGGGCCGCCUCCUGCACAAGCUGGAGCAUGAGGUUUUCGACGCUGGGGAGAUGUUCGGGAUAAUGCAAGUGGAGGAAGUGGAGGAGGAUGAGAGCGAGGGCGACGCGGCCCGGCAAGUGCGGAAGAAGCCCAACCCCGGCGGCCAGCUCUGCUACAAGGUCAUCGUGACCAACGAGAAUGGGCUUCAGGCGGCCGACCCCAACAGCAUCUUCCUUAUCGACCACGCCUGGACGUGCCGCGUGGCGCACGCCCGCCAGCAGCUGCGGCAGGUGCCCGGCCUGCUGCACCGCAUGGCCAACCUGAUGGGCGUCGAGUUCCACGGCGAGCUGCCCAGCACCGAGGCCGUGGACCUGGUGCUGGAGGAGAUGUGGAAGUUCAACCAGACCUACCAGCUGGCCCACGGGACGGCCGAGGAGAAGGUGCCGGUGUGGUACAUCAUGGACGAGUUCGGCUCGCGCAUCCAGCACGCGGACGUGCCCAGCUUUGCCACCGCGCCCUUCUUCUACAUGCCCCAGCGGGUGGCCUACACGCUGCUGUGGCCCCUGAGGGACCUGGACACGGGCGAGGAGGUGACCCGGGACUUUGCCUACGGAGAGGCCGACCCCCUGAUCCGGAGGUGCGUGCUGCUGCCCUGGGCCCCCGCCGACCUGCUGGACCUCAGCUCCUCCACGCCCGAGCCACCCGAGGAGCUCUACCAGGCCAUUUUGGAGGAAAACAAGGAGACGCUGCCACUGGCCGUCAAGCCGGCGGUGUAUCCCCGCGACCAUGUCUUCAGGGUCUACACGGACGUCCGGCAGGUGCUCAGCCACCUCAGCCACCCGCGCUUCACCUUCACCCAGAGCGAGGCGGACGCCCACAUCCUCUUCCACUUCUCGCACUUCAAGGACUACAGGAGGCUGAGCCAGGAGAGGCCCAGCGUGCUGCUGAACCAGUUCCCCUGCGAGAACCUGCUGACGGUGAAGGACUGCCUGGCCUCCAUCGCGCGCCGGGCCGGCGGCCCCGAGGGCCCGGCCUGGCUGCCCCGCACCUUCAACCUGCGCACCGAGCUGCCGCAGUUCGUCAGCUACUUCCAGCAGCGGGAGAGGCGGGGCGAGGACAACCACUGGAUCUGCAAGCCCUGGAACCUGGCCCGCAGCCUGGACACCCACAUCACCAAGAGCCUGCACAGCAUCAUCCGGCACCGCGAAAGCUCCCCCAAGGUUGUGUCCAAAUACAUUGAAAGUCCCGUCUUGUUCCUUCGAGAAGAUGUGGGGAGGGUCAAGUUCGACAUCCGCUACAUCGUGCUCCUGCGGUCGGUGCAGCCCCUGACGUUGUUCGUCUAUGACGUGUUCUGGCUGCGGUUCUCCAACCGGCCCUUCGCACUCAACGACCUGGACGACUACGAGAAGCAUUUCACUGUCAUGAACUACGACCCGGAAUUGGUGCUGAAGCAGAUGCACUACGAUGAGUUUGUCCCGGAGUUUGAGAAGCAGUACCCAGAAUUCCCCUGGAAGAGCGUCCAGGCUGAAAUCUUCCAGGCGGUCACAGAGCUGUUCCAGGUGGCGUGUGCCAGGCCACCCCCACUGGGCCUCUGCGACUAUCCCUCAUCCCGGGCCAUGUAUGCCGUCGACCUCAUGCUGAAGUGGGACAGCCGUCCAGAUGGGAAGCGCGUGAUGCAGCCGCAGCUCCUAGAGGUAAACUUCAACCCAGACUGUGAGCGGGCCUGCAGGCGCUACCCGGCCUUCUUCAACGACGUCUUCAGCACCUUGUACCUGGACGAGCCUGACAGCUGCCCCGUCACCCGCCUCGUCUAGGCGCCCGCCGGCCCCUCUGUGGGUGCUCGUGGGCGGAUUGCAGCCUCAGUUCCCGGAGCUGCUUCAGCGCCGUGCCCCCACCCCCCCGCCUCUGCCCCCCCUCCCCCAACGCCGUGAGCCGUGGCCCCAGCCUCACACCCUGGGGGCUCUCGGGCCCCCUCCCCCGUGGGUCAGGAGCAGAGGCCGUCCUGCUGCCCCCGGGGCUGAGCGCUAGGCCGCCCCUCACACCCCCCUCGCCGCCGUCUGUGCGGUGAUUAGUCUCAGCUCAGCCAAGGGCUUUGUUCCGGAGAGUUGGGUUCCUGGGGUGCUGUGCUUCCAGAGGGCGUUCCUGAAAGGGGUCUGGGGAGCACGACGCGGUGUUCUCAGAAACGAGCUUCCCUAGGAGCGCCCGUGGGAGCCCAGUGGCUAACAGGCCCGGACUGGCUGCUUCCCACGCUCCACCCCAGGCCCUGUGACAGGCAUCCCCUGGUCCCCCUAGGAGCCCGCUUCUCGGACCCAGCCUUCUCCUGCUUCACCAGCAACCUCCCUCGAGGCUCCGGGGCACCACAGCCACUGCCUUUGGUUGCCGUUGCCCUUCCAUUUGGCCCCGUGGAAAGGGCCAGAUGCGGCACCAGCACCUUCCCGCCCUCUGGGCACUGCAGUGUUUCCGGGCCCGCCUGAGGUUGCCUGGGACGCUCCAGUGAGGGGGCUCGGGGACAGGGGUGGGCAGCAGAGCACCAGGUGGUGGGCGGCUGAGAAAGACGCUUCCAGGGAGGAUGCCAUCUUCCACCAGCUAGAGUCAGGAUGCAGGGGUUUUGUAACUUGUUCAUUUAUGGGAAGAAAAUACAAAAUUUUCGUUCUUUCCUUAAUUUUGUUUCUGAGAUUUUGAGUCCGUUUCCAGGGUAGUUCGUGUUGCCACGGUGUACCCAGCCCAGCUAACCAGCCGGCGGGUCUGACUUUCGUGGAGGAGCUGCCUGCAGAGCUUUUCAUGUGUGUGUACAC
Messenger RNA from Kogia breviceps (pygmy sperm whale), 3013 nucleotides. RefSeq names its product tubulin tyrosine ligase like 12 (gene TTLL12). Lineage: Eukaryota; Metazoa; Chordata; Mammalia; Artiodactyla; Physeteridae. The record is from RefSeq and is a predicted model, not a curated record. Gene Ontology annotation, cellular component: cytoplasm. Gene Ontology annotation, biological process: protein modification process.